UUAGACUGUGUACAUAUAGAGAUAUACAUUGACUUAAUAUUAACGCUCUUUGGGUAAGAUACAUUUCUUUUCCAAAUUAAAGCUAACAGCUAAACGCUAGGUUAGCUUGGUAUGCUAACGUAGGUACGUCAUCGUCAUGUAACGUUAGCUUCGCAGCAACGCGUUGAGGUCAUAGCUAUAGCUAGCUAGCUAGCUAGCUCCGUUAACCUUUAUUAUUCUGUUAGCUAUGAAAUAAUAAUAAUUUGAACCGGAACCGAACGUUAACUGUUAAUCUAAAUACGGUACCGACCGUUAACGGACAGAUCUGCUAACGUUAGCAUUAUUAUAUUAUAAUUUAAAAGACGAGACACGAAGACUUUACGUAUCGGGCUGAAGCUAGAAGGGAUACAGCUACGGUGACGACAGGUAUUUGGACACCAAAAUUACUUUGAAGUUCAAGGGAAAUGUCGUAAUUUUAAUUAAAACAUUCCAGAGAAACAAAUACGCGUUUCCAGGUUGAAAGUAUUAAAAUAUUUUACUUUAGUCUAGAUUUUGCGCGAUUUAGCCUAACUUCCGGCCGUAGCUGUAUCCCUUCAGACGAGAACCCUUCCCGAAAAACGGUCAUUUCUGACAUUAAGCGUUAAUAAUCGUAACUUAUCGCGAUAAUAACGACGAUAUAAACCGGGCCAGAGUAGAGGGACCUCUCAGCAACAGUUCGGCGGGGUUCACGUCAACGUCACCCAGGUUUUAGGUAACAUUAACCCGGGUUAUUCCCAUCUAGUGCAGGACGCGUGGCGUUGGAGAUGUUGGCGCUCAGGUGCAUUGUGGGGGAUGUGCGAGUAGGAGGCAGACUCCUGAGAGCGUUGCCCCCCUCCCUCCCUCAGCGGCGGGUCCUGUCCCGGGGGGGCGGCCCCUCCCCCCCCUCCCCCGGGCCAAGGCUGCGGACCCGCCUGGCGGUGGCGCUGGCGCUCGGCGGCGGGCUGCUGGCCGCGUGGCGCCUCGUCCACGGGGAGAAGCAGCAGCAGCUGCAGCGGCAGCGGGUGGAGCAGCUGCAGAAGGCGGCGCUGGGGCGGGGCGCCUUCAGCCUCGUGGACCACACCGGGCGCCGCCGCACCAAGGCCGACUUCCUGGGCAGCUGGGUGGGUCAGACA
This is a messenger RNA of Etheostoma cragini (Arkansas darter), 1130 nucleotides long. Its product is annotated as protein SCO2 homolog, mitochondrial-like. Gene Ontology annotation, biological process: mitochondrial respiratory chain complex IV assembly. The transcript is spliced from 2 exons. Lineage: Eukaryota; Metazoa; Chordata; Actinopteri; Perciformes; Percidae. The record is from RefSeq and is a predicted model, not a curated record. The annotation marks the transcript as partial.